Messenger RNA from Stomoxys calcitrans (stable fly), 1302 nucleotides. RefSeq lists its product as uncharacterized. The coding region runs from base 479 to 952 and encodes 157 amino acids. Gene Ontology annotation, biological process: sleep; regulation of synaptic transmission, cholinergic; positive regulation of voltage-gated potassium channel activity. NCBI's taxonomy places the organism in Eukaryota, Metazoa, Arthropoda, Insecta, Diptera, Muscidae. The transcript is spliced from 3 exons. The record is from RefSeq and is a predicted model, not a curated record.
AAUUCAGAUUCAUCUGAACCGUUCGCCUGUUAAGUCGUCGAUCGCCUGUCAAGUUUCGUUACGUUAAUUUUAUUGAAGUAGCAUGUUCCGUGGUAGUCUUUAAUAACCGUUUAAAAAUUAUAUUCUUUGAUCAGACAUAAAUAACAACACAAAAAUAAUUGGAGUUUGAAAAUUAAACUCAAGUGGAGAAUAAUUCGUAACGCGGAGUACAACAAAGAAUGAGCUUGUAAACGUAGUGCAAAUUAUACUAUACGGAAUACGGAUUACAUAUACGAGAACUACGUAGAACAGCAAUCCUCAAACCUCGUGCCAAAACACCACCCUUGGUAGCAGUUGGCUCGAUUUAAAGUGAAGUGAUUCAGUUGUCAUAUAGGCAAUUCAGUGAAUAUUCUCUACAACAAUUGCAUAAUAAUUAUAAAUAAAUUCAAAACAUCAACGAAUUUCAACAACUACAAACAAUAGAAUAACAUCAGAAAUCAUGGUUUCCACCAACGCUUAUAAAAUGCUGCUGAAUAUUGCUGUUAUAGUGGCUGUUAUAACAUCUCAAUGUUUGUCAGUCAAUGCUCUACGUUGCCACCAAUGUAACUCACACAAGGAAGAGGACUGCAUCAAAUUACAAUUGAGUACUCCAGGCGAACUCCGCGAUAAUCAAUUUCUCAAAGAGUGCGUUGUUCAAAAUGGUCAACAGCCCUUCUGCCGCAAAACUGUGUUGAAAAUCGAAGCGACUGGUGAAGAGCGCAUUAUACGUGAAUGUGGCUGGAUGCGUGAUAGAAUUCAAACUGAGAAUGGCAUCAGCUGCUUCAAUUCCGACAAUGAGGGCUAUAUCCAAACCAUCUGUGCCUGUGACGAAGAUGGCUGCAAUGGUAGCCAAAGCUUGGCCAAAUCCAAAUGGAAUGUAUUGGGAGUGACAGCCAUGAGUGUAGCAAUUGCCACAAUAUUGCAUAGAAAUUGAGUUAAUCUACCAAACUGCCUUAGUGGGGACAGUGGGGAAUGGUUUUGCAGAUCCGCCAUUAAGUCAUGCUACCCAGCAUGGGGAACGAAUUUAUUAUUUUUUUGUUUUGUUAUUUUCGUAGUAUUGUGUCUAUCUUUAUAUAUUGUUCAAUAUACUAAUGAAAAUACUAACACCGUUAUUCACAAAACUUAAUAUAGUCUUAAAAUUGGUUUAUUUGAUAGAUUUCGUUUAUAAAACUGUCAUAUAAACCUAUUUAAAGGCUUUGUUAAGUUUUGUGAAUACGGCCGUAAGCUGUUAAUUAUAUUAAGUAAAACUCUCAUCUCUAUAGACAUACCAAAAAUUAAUACUUU